AUGAAACUUUCGUCAGCUGGUUUUAGUCCUCCAUCCCAGGAAGGAGAAAAGCGAGUUCUAGAUUCAGAACUUUGGCAUGCUUGUGCUGGUCCACUUAUUUCUUUACCAGCUGUUGGAAGCCGAGUAGUUUACUUUCCACAAGGUCACAGCGAACAGGUUGCUGUGUCUACCAACAGGGAAGUGGAUGGCCAUAUACCCAACUAUCCAAGCUUACCACCACAGCUUAUUUGUCAACUUCAUAAUGUGACUAUGCAUGCAGAUACCGAGACAGAUGAAGUAUAUGCCCAGAUGACUUUGCAACCUCUGAGUCCUCAAGAGCAGAAGGAGGCAUACCUUCCAGCAGAGUUGGGCACUCCAAGUAAACAGCCAACAAACUACUUUUGCAAAAUUCUGACAGCCAGUGACACUAGCACUCAUGGAGGAUUUUCUGUUCCUCGUAGGGCAGCUGAAAAAGUUUUUCCUCCAUUGGACUUUUCCCAACAACCUCCUGCUCAAGAGUUAAUUGCAAGGGAUUUGCAUGGAAAUGAAUGGAAAUUCAGACAUAUCUUCCGAGGUCAGCCCAAAAGGCAUCUACUUACAACUGGAUGGAGUGUUUUUGUGAGUGCUAAAAGACUUGUUGCUGGUGAUUCAGUUCUGUUUAUCUGGAAUGAAAAGAAUCAAUUGCUUCUCGGCAUUCGGCGGGCUAAUCGUCCUCAACCUGUAAUGCCUUCAUCAGUACUGUCAAGUGAUAGCAUGCACUUGGGGCUUCUUGCUGCUGCAGCUCAUGCAGCUGCUACUAAUAGUCGCUUCACCAUCUUUUAUAACCCACGAGCUAGCCCAUCAGAAUUUGUCAUACCUUUAGCAAAGUAUGUAAAAGCGGUGUAUCAUACUCGAGUUUCAGUUGGUAUGCGCUUCAGGAUGCUGUUUGAAACAGAGGAAUCUAGUGUUCGGCGAUACAUGGGCACAAUAACAGGCAUAAGUGACUUGGAUGUCCGGUGGCCAAAUUCCCAUUGGCGUUCAGUCAAGGUUGGCUGGGAUGAAUCCACAGCAGGAGAGAGGCAACCUCGGGUGUCUUUAUGGGAAAUUGAACCAUUAACAACAUUUCCAAUGUAUCCAUCUCCAUUCCCCCUUAGGCUCAAGAGACCAUGGCCUCCUGGACUGCCUUCAUUCCAUGCAGGCUUGAAGGAUGAUGAUUUUGGUAUAAAUUCUUCACUAAUGUGGCUUCGAGACACAGACAGAGGUCUUCCAUCUCUUAAUUUUCCGGGGAUUGGUGUUAGUCCUUGGAUGCAGCCAAGGCUUGAUCCUUCAAUGGUGAAUUAUCCAACAGAUGUGUACCAAGCUGUGGCUGCCGCUGCACUUCAGGAUAUGUGGACUUCAGAUCCUUCCAAACAGCAUCCUACUUCCGUACUUCAAUAUCAGCAACCACAGAACUUCCCGAGCCGGUCAUCUCCCUUAAUGCAGACUCAAAUCUUGCAGCAGUCUUAUUCAAAUAGUCAAGAAAUACCACAUCCAUCUCAAUCUCAGGCUCAAACUCAAACACAUUUUCAGCAGCAUCUACAGCAUCAGCACUCAUUCAAUAAUCAGAAUCAGCACCAUCUUCUGCAGCAACAGCCACAACAAACACAACAGCCACAACAAACACAACAGCAACAACCGCAACUACAGCAACAACAGGUGGUAGAUCAUCAGCAGAUUUCAAGUGCUGUCUCUACAAUGUCUCAGUUUGUUUCAGCAUCUCAAUCUCAAUCGCCACCCAUGCAAGCUAUCUCUUCACUGCACCAUCAGCAAAGUAUUUCUGAUUCAAACGGGAACCCUGCAACUAAUUCUAUUGUUUCUCCCCUGCAUAGUAUAUUGGGUUCAUUUGCCCAGGAUGAAACAUCUCACCUUCUCAAUCUUCCUAGGGCCUCUUGGGUUCCUGUUCAACCUUCAACUGCAUGGCCACCCUCCAAGCGUGUUGCAGUUGAUCCUCUCCUUUCUUCUGGGGCAUCACAAUGUGUUCUGCCUCAAGUGGAGCAGUUAGGGCAACCACAAAGUACUAUAGCACAAAAUGCUAUUACAUUGCCACCGUUUCCUGGUAGGGAGUGUGCUAUAGAAGGAAGCUCCGAUCCUCAAAAUCAUCUUUUGUUUGGUGUUAAUAUAGAUCCCUCAUCACUGCUAAUGCAUAAUGGGUUGUCAAGCCUCAAGGGAAUCAGCAGCAACAGUGGCCCACCGACUAUACAAUUUCAAUCAUCUAAUUAUCUCAACACCACAGGCCCUGAUUCUUCAACGAAUCCUGGAAUCACACACAAUAUUGGUGAAUCAGGCUUCCUGCAAACUCCAGAAAAUGGAGGGCAAGGAAACCCACCGAAAAAAACCUUUGUGAAGGUUUACAAGUCAGGGUACAUCGGAAGAUCAUUGGAUAUCACAAAAUGCACCAGCUACCAUGAGCUACGUCGUGAGCUUGCUCGCAUGUUUGGCCUUGAAGGUGAGUUGGAGGACCCUGUGAGAUCAGGCUGGCAGCUUGUAUUCGUUGACCAAGAGAAUGAUGUUCUUCUCCUCGGUGAUGGCCCAUGGCCGGAAUUUGUAAAUAGUGUAGGGUGCAUCAAGAUACUCUCCCCUCAGGAAGUGCAGCAAAUGGGUAACAAUGGCCUUGAGCUUCUUAACUCAGUCCCAAUUCAGAGGCUUUCCAGUGGCGUGUGUGAGGACUAUGCAGGCCAUGAGGACCCAAGAAGUAUAAGCACUGGGAUAACAACUGUGGGGUCUUUGAACUACUGA
Sphenostylis stenocarpa is the source of this 2733-nucleotide messenger RNA. The record is from the annotation of a GenBank genome assembly. Lineage: Eukaryota; Viridiplantae; Streptophyta; Magnoliopsida; Fabales; Fabaceae.